This is a messenger RNA of Manihot esculenta (cassava), 3163 nucleotides long. RefSeq names its product homeobox-leucine zipper protein HDG11. The record is from RefSeq and is a predicted model, not a curated record. The coding region runs from base 523 to 2637 and encodes 704 amino acids. Gene Ontology annotation, molecular function: lipid binding; DNA binding; DNA-binding transcription factor activity, RNA polymerase II-specific. The transcript is spliced from 10 exons. Gene Ontology annotation, biological process: regulation of DNA-templated transcription. Lineage: Eukaryota; Viridiplantae; Streptophyta; Magnoliopsida; Malpighiales; Euphorbiaceae.
UUGUGUACCACUCUACCAGAAGAGAGAGACUCUCGCUCUGUAUGUCUUUAAUUCCAGACUCUUGUUUCUCUCUCUAUUUUUAUUACUAAAACCAACUCUCUCUCUCUCUCUGAGCCUUCUCAGAGAGAGAGAGAGAGGUGUGUGUAAUGCUUUAAAGCCACCCAUCAGUUACAUUGGCUAAAACUGGAAGGAAAAACAAGAGGAGCACUAUAGAGCUCUUGUGGGUUACUGGGUUUAGCUUGGAUUCAGCUUGCUGCUGCUUCUUCUUCCAAAUCUACUCUUCACUGGCUUAAUUACAGCCCAAGAUUUGUUUUCAUUUCAUUAUCUUAAUAAUAUCAAUCCCCUUAAACUCAGCUCUCUCUCUCUCUCUCUCUCUCUCUUUCACAUUUUCUCUUCAGUUUCUUUUCUUCCUUUUUCUCUUCUUCUACAUCAUCAUUUCACGUCUCUUUAACUCUUAAUUCUCUUCUUUUUCUUCUUCUUCUUCUGGUUGUAUUGUAUUCUGCUCUUUUUUAUACCACGUGUAUGGAAUACGGUAGCGGUGGCAGUGGCGGCGGUAGUGGAGAUCAUGACCCCUCUGAUCCCCACAGAAGGAAGAAGCGUUAUCAUCGUCACACUGCUAAUCAAAUUCAGAAGCUUGAAGCAAUGUUCAAGGAAUGUCCACACCCAGAUGAGAAGCAGAGGUUACAGUUAAGCAGAGAGCUGAGUUUGGCACCUCGGCAGAUCAAGUUUUGGUUUCAGAACAGGAGAACCCAGAUGAAGGCCCAACACGAAAGAGCAGAUAACUGUGCACUUCGAGCUGAGAACGAUAAGAUCCGAUGUGAGAAUAUAGCCAUUAGAGAGGCUCUCAGGAAUGUUAUUUGCCCCUCCUGCGGUGGUCCUCCUGUCACUGAAGAUUCUUAUUUCGACGAACACAAGUUAAGAAUGGAGAAUGCCCAAUUGAAAGAGGAGCUUGAUAGAGUUUCCAGCAUUGCCGCCAAAUACAUUGGAAGGCCAAUUUCCCACCUCCCUCCGGUGCAGCCCAUUCAUGUUUCUUCUCUGGAUUUGUCCAUGGGGAGUUUUGGUGGCCAAGGGAAUGGUGGUCCUUCUCUUGAUCUCGAUCUUGACCUUAUACCGUCCACUUCUAAUUUGCCAUUUCACCCACUUGGUAUUUCAGACAUGGACAAGUCCCUCAUGACCGAUAUUGCAGCAAGUGCCAUGGAUGAAUUGCUAAGGCUUUUGCAGACUGAUGAACCUUUGUGGAUUAAGUCACCUACGGAUGGCAGGGAUGUCCUUAAUCUUGAUACUUAUCAAACACUUUUUCCCAGGGUCACUUCUCGCAUGAAGAAUCCCAAUAUUCGGAUUGAGGCGUCCAGAGAUUCAGGUUUUGUCAUCAUGAACAGUUUAGCUUUGGUGGACAUGGCCAUGGAUGCUAACAAGUGGGUCGAGCUGUUUCCCACCAUUGUCUCUACUGCAAAGACUCUUGAAGUAAUAUCAUCUGGAAUGAUGGCCAGUCACAGUGGCUCUUUGCAAUUGAUGUAUGAGGAGUUGCAGGUGCUUUCACCAUUGAUCCCAACUCGAGAAUUCUAUAUCCUUCGUCAUUGUCAGCAAAUUGAGCAAGGCUUGUGGGCAAUUGUUAAUGUUUCAUAUGACAUUCCAGAAUUUGCUUCUCAAUGUCGCUCUCAUAGGCUUCCUUCUGGAUGCAUGAUUCAAGACAUGCCUAAUGGAUACUCCAAGGUUACUUGGGUAGAGCAUGUGGAGGUAGAAGAUAAAACCCCAACUCAUAGGCUUUACAGAGACCUUAUUCACAGUGGAAUGGCCUUUGGAGCUGAACGAUGGCUCGCCACUCUGCAAAGAUUGUGUGAGAGAUUUGCAUGUCUAAUGGUGUCAGGCAAUUCAACUCGGGAUCUUGGUGGAGUAAUUCCAUCACCUGAAGGCAAGAGAAGCAUGAUGAAACUUGCUCAAAGAAUGGUGCAGAGUUUCUGUGCUAGCAUCAGCACAUCUAACAGCCAUCGAUGGACUACAGUUUCCGGUAUGAAUGAAGUUGGAGUUCGAGUUCAUAAGAGCACUGAUCCUGGGCAACCCAAUGGUGUAGUUCUUAAUGCAGCUACUACCUUUCGGCUUCCAGUUUCUCCACAAAAUGUCUUCAAUUUCUUCAAGGACGAAAGAACCCGAUCUCAGUGGGAUGUUCUCUCUAGUGGGAAUGCAGUGCAAGAAGUUGCUCAUAUUGCCAAUGGCUCACAUCCUGGGAACUGCAUAUCUGUUCUUCGAGCAUUCAAUUCAGGUCAAAACAAUAUGCUAAUCCUGCAAGAGAGCUGCAUAGAUGCAUCGGGUUCGCUUGUAGUGUACUGCCCAGUUGAUCUUCCAGCAGUGAACAUAGCAAUGAGUGGAGAGGAUCCAUCUUAUAUUCCCCUGUUGCCCUCAGGAUUUACAAUAUCACCAGAUGGUGGGGCGGACCAUGGAGAUGGAGCAUCUUCCAGCUCAAACACACAUGGGAGUAUGAGUAGAUCAAGUGGUUCACUAAUAACAGUGUCAUUUCAAAUACUAGUGAGUAGUUUACCAUCUGCAAAACUAAACCUUGAAUCCGUAACCACAGUUAAUAACCUUAUCAGUACCACUGUCCAGCAAAUUAAGGCUGCUAUGAACUGUCCUAGUUCCUGAUGAACUCUGAUUCUGCUGCUAGCUACUACAUUGCAAUACAACUGUUCCUUCUCUUCCCUCACUACUACCUGCUUUAAAUAUGAAGAUGGAGAGAAAAACUUUUACACUAUAUUUGAGCAAAAGGGGGUAUUCAAUGUCAGAAAACAAAUUAUUGGGAGGGUUAGUUGAGGCCAUGAAUGCUCUCUCAUCAACAGCAGAAGAUGGUUAUUUACUGCAAGCUGCUUGAGCUGUUUUUUGCUGCCAAACUUUCAUUACAGUCUACACCAACUAGAUUUAAUUUAAUCUUUUUUCUUGCUUUGCUUUUUGGGUUUCUGAUAAAUUUUUUACCUUGGGAAGAAUAGUAUCAUUUAAAGAGGGAGUCAAGAACGCACCAUGCAUCUCUUUCUAUCUGCUGCUGAGGGGUCUUGUUUUGGUUUAUUAUCUCUUCAUUGCCUCUACAGAACAGCAAGAACAAUGUGUGGUUCGGGUAUUGACUUCUGUGCUUUUACAUUUAUUCAGCAAUGAAUGAUCUUAUUAUUAUUUUUCA